Messenger RNA from Fusarium vanettenii 77-13-4, 3687 nucleotides. RefSeq lists its product as uncharacterized. Gene Ontology annotation, biological process: phosphorylation; phosphorelay signal transduction system. The record is from RefSeq and is a predicted model, not a curated record. Gene Ontology annotation, molecular function: phosphorelay sensor kinase activity. The transcript has 3 exons. Lineage: Eukaryota; Fungi; Ascomycota; Sordariomycetes; Hypocreales; Nectriaceae. Bases 1 to 3687 code for a protein of 1228 amino acids.
AUGGCAGCUAAAGGGAUCAUGGAGGCAACUCGAGAACGAGAAACGUUCAAAUAUGACUCGAUCCUGAUUGCCAGCUCAGUCCGCAAUGACAUCGCAAACCCGAUACCCUCGUCUGCACUCCGCUCGUGCCCUGAUCCAGCCCUGACAGCCCUGGCUCAGGUCGCUGUCUUGAGACUAGGAGCCUCUCGUGCCCGCAUUUCUUUGUUCGACUGCCAGCGUCAACACAUCAUCGCCGAGGCCACGCCUACGCUCAGCAUAUCUGCCAGCGCCGAAUCGCCAACCUAUGACUCAGAGCGACUCUGGCUCUGUGGAACUUCCAUCCCCAGGUCCUCUGGAGUAUGCGAGCACGUUCUUACCCCUCAACAGUCGGACUCGCCAUCCGAACCACCUUCCUCUGGGAGGCUCCCCGUCACCGUCAUUCGCGACCUUUCUGAGCACGCCGUCUUCCGAGAAAAGAGCUAUUGCCAAGGCUGGCCCCAGAAUCGCUUCUAUUCGGGUGUUCCAAUUCAGUCCCCUCGGGGCAUCAACAUUGGCGUCUUUUGCAUCUUCGAUGCGAAGCCCCGCCCGGGCCUGGAUGAUGCGUCCAUUCACCUCAUGCAAGAUGUCUCGAAAGCCAUCCUGAAUCAUCUAGAACUGCGACGAUCUGGCGAGGGCCGUCGCCCCGCAGAGCGCAUGGUGCGCGGAUUGGGGAGCUAUGUCGAGGGAAAGGCCACCAUGUCUGGCUGGCAGGGCAGUUUCAGCCACGCCUUCGACACGAAUCAUGCUACCGAGGAGGGCUCCCUGAAUUCCGGGCAGCAAGACUUGCAGCGUCGACAAGAUGAGCUUGCGCCCGACUCCAUCAUCGACACGACCGAGCCCGAAAAGAGCAGACCGCUGACGGAGCCCUUUGUCCUUGCUAGUCCCAUUGAAGCCGGGGCGUCUGCAUCGUUUGGUCCACAUAGCGAUCAAUCAAUGCUGCUGAUAGAUCAGCCCCGACACGUACAGUUGCGCCGAAUUUUCUCAAAAGCUGCCAACAUAUUGAGGGAAUCCAUCGAGGUCGAGGGUGUGCUCUUCUUGGACGCGAGCGUUGCAUCUUUUGCUGUCCUCGUUGGCCGUAGAAGCCUCCCACGGUACUCGAGCACCAAAAGGCGCCCAUCCUCCUCAUCCUCAUCCUCAAACUAUAGCGAGUUCAACGCAAAUCCCUUCCCUUCGAGCAAUUCGGAUGCAGCGCCAGCCACCUGUAGUGUCUUGGGGUUUUCCACUUCUAUAUCGAGCAGCAUCGAUGGCCAGGAUCCAACAGCUCGCAAUCAAUCACUACCUGAACAACAUUUGCAACGAUUGCUUCGCCGCUAUCCAAGGGGAAAGAUAUUCAACUUUGAUCAUCAUGGGGUGUUGGCUUCAAGUAGCCGUUCUGGAGAAGAAGCUACGCCGGUUUCUGCUCAAGGUUCAAUUGGUCACGAGAAUGACCAGAGUGAUCACCCAAAGUUGACACGACGGCAUGAAGAUGUAUUCUCGCGCAAGAAUGAGGGUAAAGUAAUUUCAAAUCUCUUCCCGGGAGCCCGCAGCGUCGCUUUCGUACCUCUCUGGGAUGCAAACAAGCAGCGUUGGUGUUCGGGCUGUUUUGUCUACACCAUGACACCCACACGCAUCCUUACCGUCCAGGGUGAGCUCAGCUAUCUAUCGGCAUUUGGCACAGUCAUCAUGGCCGACGUGGCAUUGAUGGACAGCUCGAUUGUGACCUCGGCAUCCACCAGUCUUCUCAGCUCACUCUCCCACGAGCUGCGAUCUCCGCUCCACGGAAUCGUUCUGUGUGCAGAGCUCCUCCGCGACACUUCGCUGGAUGUGUUUCAAGGCGAUGUGCUUCGCUCUGUUGAAGUUUGCGGCCGCACUCUACUUGAUACCAUCAAUCACUUGCUUGAUUGGUCAAAGAUCAACAACUUCAUCCGGAGUCCAAGAGAGCCACCGACACAUUUGACGCGGCCACCGAGACGGGGCGUGCAAUCUCCCCAGAGGAAUUCGGUGUCGGAUGGGAUGAUGUACAUCACUUCGGAUCUGGAUGUGGACAUGUUGGUGGAAGAAAUCGUCGAAUGUGUCCACGCCGGACACACCUACCAAGAGCAAUCCUUGUUUCGUUUCCGUAAUCAAGAGUCACCGGAAAACACUGAUACUCAUCCGCAUAGUAUACUUGACGGCAUAGAUGCCGCGGAGAACUCGGAUGCGUUUGGCAGUACAAACAGAUCGCAACAGAUCUCUGAAGAAGUCGUGGUGAUCCUGGACAUUGAUCCUGCAGUGGAAUGGGCAUUCCAUUCUCAACCGGGCGCGCUUCGAAGGAUCAUUAUGAAUCUAUGCGGAAACUCACUCAAGUACACGAAUCGUGGCUUCGUCAAGGUAGCGGCCUACCAAGAACCCCGAAGUCAGCGCGGGUCGAGAGAUCGAGUUGUUCACAUUGACAUUGUCGACACUGGACCGGGAAUUGGGCCAGAUUAUCUCAACCAUAGCCUGUUCAAACCAUUUACACAAGAACACACGCAUUCUGCGGGAGCCGGUCUUGGCCUUAGCCUUGUGAGGAAGUUUGUCAAAGCACUUGGUGGCUCGAUUCAAAUCCAGAGUCUGGUGGGCAGGGGGACGAGAGCGACUGUGAAGCUUCCACUUCAAGUUUCUAGUCUUGAGGCGACCGAUACAGUGGCCGAACGGGACGAAUUCAAGGCACAAGUGAUUGAGCUGUCCCGUCUGCGCGUCGCGGUCUUGGGCUUCUCACCCUCCUACAGGGGGUUGGACCUUUCUCAGUGGAAUUUAAAGGAGUUUGACGAACAGAGGUCUCUGGAGAAAAUAUGCCAAGACUGGUUGCGCAUGCAGGUUGUCGACAUGGAUGAGAGGUCAGAGUUUCUCCCAGAUCUGAUCCUUUGCGACGAGAAUCAUGUUGGACUCCUUACGAAACAGCCGCGCGACGAAUCCUCGUCUCCCGUCAUUGUCGUAUGCCACAGUGUGGCAGCAGCUCGGAAGAGGGAAAAAUCACACAAAUCGCUGCAAAAACUCAACGGGGGCUUGUUCAGCUUCAUCUCUCGCCCUAUUGGGCCUAGAAAGCUGGCCAAGGCCCUGGUGCUUAGUUUCAGGCGAUGGGUGAAAAUGCAGGCAUCGGCUGCCGAGGUGUCAAGCAUUUCGACGAUACUUGACCGGCUCCCUCCGCCGCCAGAAGUCGAUGAGGCUCCCUACAAACUCAGUGACCAGAGCAACGGUGCCAAGCGACCGCGUCUCGAAGUUACGGAAUCCAAUCAAGAAGUCAGUACCCCCAAGCCGCCUGCUCAAGAGAAACCCCAGGAUACUCGCGAGCCCCGCUUCCUUCUCGUAGAAGACAAUGCAAUCAAUAUGAGAAUCCUUCAAGCAUUCAUGAAGAAGCUUGGCCACGUAUACGACGCAGCAACGGAUGGGAGACAAGCCGUUGAUUCCUACAGAGACGGAGGUGGACGCUAUCGGUGCAUUCUAAUGGACAUAUCCAUGCCAGUGAUGGAUGGAUUCGAGGCGACUCGCCUGAUUCGGGGGUUCGAAAAGGAGAAGCACCUUCCACGGUGCCACAUAUUUGCCAUAUCGGGGCUGGCCUCGAAAGAAGCGCAAGAAGAUGCGUUUGCGACGGGGUUGGACCUAUUCCUCUCUAAACCGGUGCAACUAAAGGAGCUGAGCCGGAUCUUGAAGAGCUAUGGCAUUGUCUAA